AUGGCAUCGGGACCACCGGGUGGCUAUGCUGAGACUUCACCUAAUUUCUCUGAAUUGUUUCGGAGGCUGUCGGUCUACAGUAAACUGUGCAGUUUUCGAUGCCAGCAGGUCGAAGUUUGCAUUUUGACGUCAGCAGCGAUCGAUGUUCUAGGUGGUGAUCUGAAGCUUCAUGAAAGAACGAAAGGUACUCAGUUAUAUGAAUUUUCAGAUAGAAGUGCUUUAACUUUAUGCAGUGGCAUCGGAAACACCAGUAUUGAUAAGACUACCGUAGAUACCAACCACAAUAAGAAAUGCCAGUCACAAAGUUCAAUAAAUCUUUCAAAACAGCAUUUUAUACAAGCAUCAUUCAGUGAUAUAGAACAUUAUUCUCCUCAUUCAACGUAUUAUUUAAAAAUGAAAAGUAAGAGUCAGAAGCCAGAAAAAGGUUCUUCGAUGGAUAUGCUUUUUAAAGAUUGCACUUUUAAACAUAAAAAUUAUCUUGGACAAGGUAUUCCUGCAGUGGAGAUGCUUGAUCCUAUAACCAAAAAAAUUUGCCAUAUAGACAAUACCAUAAGAAAAAUGGAUCUCCGCGUUGGUGAAGAGUGCAAUGCCUUCAGAUUGGCUAAAGUUACUGCCUAA
Messenger RNA from Copidosoma floridanum, 618 nucleotides. RefSeq lists its product as uncharacterized. The record is from RefSeq and is a predicted model, not a curated record. NCBI's taxonomy places the organism in Eukaryota, Metazoa, Arthropoda, Insecta, Hymenoptera, Encyrtidae.